GUAGAUUAUAGUACCUAUAGCCAAGCUGCAGCCCAGCAGGGCUACAGCGCGUACGCACCUCAGCCAGCGCAGGGAUAUGCACAGACCACCCAGCAGACUUAUGGGCAGCAGAGUUACGGGACAUACGGCCAGCCCGCCGACGUGAGCUACACGCAACCGCAGACGACGGCGACGUACGGGCAGACCGCGUACGCGACGUCCUACGGGCAGCCCCCGACCGCACCUGCGGCCUCGGGAGCCGCGAAGGCCUCCUACGCAGCCCCGUCCGCCUAUGGCACCCAGCCCGCCUACCCCAGCUACGGGCAGCAGCCGGCCACGUCAGCGCCCGCCAGACCCCAGGAUGGCAGCAAACCAGCAGAGACGAGCCAGCCCCCGUCGAGUACGACGGGCUACAGCCAGCCCGGCCUGGGCUACGGCCAGAGUAACUACAGUUAUCCUCAGGUGCCUGCCAGCUACCCCAUGCAGCCCGUCACGGCGCCUCCAUCCUAUCCUCCCACCAGCUACUCCUCCACGCAGCCGAGCAGUUACGAUCAGAGCACUUACUCGCAGCAGAGCAGCUACGGGCAGCAGAGCAGCUACGGGCAGCAGACGAGCUAUGGGCAGCAAAGCAGCUACGGGCAGCAGCCUCCCCCAACCAGUUACCCGCCCCAGACGGGAUCCUACAGCCAGGCCCCCAGCCAGUACAGCCAGCAGAGCAGCAGUUACAGCCAGCAGAGUUCGUUCCGUCAGGACCAUCCCAGCAGCAUGAGUGUCUACGGACAGGAAUCCGGAGGCUUUUCAGGCCCGGGAGAGAACCGGAACAUGAGCGGCCCCGAUAGCCGGGGCAGGGGCAGAGGGGGAUAUGAUCGCGGAGGCAUGAGCAGAGGUGGGCGGGGAGGAGGACGCGGUGGAAUGGGCAGCGCUGGAGAGCGAGGUGGCUUCAAUAAGCCUGGUGGACACAUGGAGGAAGGACCAGACCUUGAUUUAGGCCCUCCUAUGGAGCCGGACGAGGACUUGGACAACAGCUCAGUUUAUGUGCAGGGACUCAAUGACAAUGUGACCCUGGAGGAUCUGGCAGACUUCUUCAAGCAGUGCGGUGUUGUCAAGAUGAACAAGAGGACUGGGCAGCCUAUGAUCCACCUGUACAUCGACAAGGAAACGGGCAAGCCCAAAGGAGAUGCCACAGUGUCCUACGAUGACCCGUCCACUGCCAAAACGGCCAUAGACUGGUUUGAUGGGAAGGACUUCCAGGGGAGCAAGAUCAAAGUGAGCCUCGCGCGGAAGAAGGGCCCGAUGAACAGCGUGCGGGGCGGGCUGCCGCCGCGCGAGCCGCGCGGGAUGCCGCCCCCGCUCCGCACAGGUGGUACCCCCGUCGCGCGAGGCAGAGGUGGAGACAGGGGUGGCUUCUCCUCGAGGGGACCCCGGGGAUCCAGAGGAAACCCCUCCGGCGGGAGCGUCCAGCACCGCGCCGGGGACUGGCAGUGUCCCAAUCCGGGAUGCGGAAACCAGAAUUUCGCCUGGAGAACGGAGUGCAACCAGUGCAAGGCUCCCAAGCCAGAAGGGUUCCUGCCGCCCCCUUUCCCCCCUCCAGGUGGAGAGCGCGGUAGAGGCGGCCCCGGUGGGAUGAGAGGCGGAAGAGGAGGUGGCCUCAUGGACCGCGGGGGACCCGGCGGCAUGUUCAGAGGUGGCCGUGGCGGCGACAGAGGCGGCUUCCGUGGGGGUCGGGGCAUGGAUCGAGGCGGCUACGGCGGAGGAGGACGGCGAGGAGGAGGACCUGGCGGCCCUCCCGGGCCGCUCCUGGAGCAGAUGGGAGGCGGAGGCCGAGGCGGGCGGCGCGGCGGACCAGGAAAGAUGGACAAGGGGGAGCACCGCCAGGAGCGCAGAGACCGGCCCUACUAGAGGCGCGCCCGCCCGGCUUCAUUUACUACCAGAUUUAUUUUUUAAACCAGAAAAUGUUUUAAAUUUAUAAUUCCAUAUUUAUAAUGUUGGCCACAACAUUAUGAUUAUUCCUUGUCUGUACUUUAGUAUUUUUCACCAUUUGUGGAGAAACAUUAAAACCAAGUUCAAUGGAAGUGUGCAGAGUUGU
This is a messenger RNA of Tinamus guttatus (white-throated tinamou), 2065 nucleotides long. The record is from RefSeq and is a predicted model, not a curated record. NCBI's taxonomy places the organism in Eukaryota, Metazoa, Chordata, Aves, Tinamiformes, Tinamidae.